Dermatophagoides farinae (American house dust mite) is the source of this 1434-nucleotide messenger RNA. Its product is annotated as X-linked retinitis pigmentosa GTPase regulator. Lineage: Eukaryota; Metazoa; Arthropoda; Arachnida; Sarcoptiformes; Pyroglyphidae. The record is from RefSeq and is a predicted model, not a curated record.
AACAUAGUCAGCAAAUGAGUCUCGUUUUAUGGUAACAAUUUAAUUAAAUAAAAUUAUUGAAUUAUUGAAAAAUGGAUGUUCGACAAUCAAGAAUUUCGAAAUAUUAUUCAUCAUCAUUGGAUCAAUGGAAUCGAAAACUAUUCGAUAGAUUAACGAAUCGAAAUUUUCGUCAAUCAGUACGUUAUGUGAUCUUUUUGCAUUUGAAUGAUUCAUUUAUAAUAAUCACUAAAAAUUGGCGUACAUUUGUUUAUGGACCGCAAGUAUGUGCAUGGCUUGGUUUACCACACGAAAAUUCACUUGUAAACGAAAUUUUAGAAUUGAGAUAUACAGAACUAAAACAGGUCGAUUAUGGCGAUAAAUUUUUUGUUGUAUUGACCGCAAAUGGAUCCGUAUGUAUGGCUAGCCGUAAAUCGGAAGAAUGGAGAACUUACCGACAAUUGCAAUGGAUAUCUAAUCAAAAUUAUCGUAUGAUUAGCUGUGGCUUAAAUCAUAUCUUAUUAUUACGUGAAGAUGGUAAAUUAUUCACCAUGGGUGAUAAUCGUUUUGGUCAAUUGGGUCGAAACGACAUUUAUUCAUCAUUUAUACAUAUGAUUGAUACUGGCUUGUCACAUGUGGAAAGAAUCGCUUGUGGUUCUAAUUUUUCCAUAGCUAUAACAAGUGAUGAAGCCUAUUCAUGGGGUUUGAAUAAUUGUGGACAAUUGGGUAUAGAAAAUGUUCGGAUUCAAUUUGCUCCUGCAAAAAUGUUUAACUAUGAUGGUCGAGUCGUUAAUAUCGUUGCUGGUGCCAGUAAUAUAUGGUUUUUAAUGGGCACUGGUAAUGUUCAUCAAUUCGGUCAUGUUGGUGGUCGUGAAGUAUUUACUGUGAUUAAAAGAAAAAUUUCGAUCACUAACAUUGAGGCCAUUGCUUGUGAAAAAUUUGGCAAUUUUGCCAUAUUUUUCAAAUCAAACGGUGAAUCCUAUGUUCUUGGGCGUAAAAAUCUUCAUAAUUAUAGUGAACCAAAACUUAAUUUUAAGGUAUUAAAAACAUUCGAUGAUGUAUAUCAAGAUUUCACACAAACUCCACAUUCAUUCAUUCCAACUUUUUUGAAUAAUACACAAUUACAACAAUCGAAUGGAACAAAUGGAUCAACUGUGCCAACAACAUCAACAUCAACAUCACCAGCAGCAGCAACGACAAGUAAAAACAUAUCCAUCAAUAAUAAUAAUGAUCGUUCACUAUGUUCAAUAUGUUUGGAUAGAGAAAGACAGAUUGUUUUUUUUCCCUGUUGUCAUCUAACUUCUUGUUCACAAUGUUCAACACAAAUUGAUGAUUGUCCAAUCUGUCGAAAAAAUAUCGAUGGCCAUUUACGUGUUUAUCUUUCUUAAUUGAUUUCAUUUUCAUUGUACGAAAACAAUUUUUUGAUGAUCAUUUAAAAUCAUACUUAUACUUUUUUCA